Coffea eugenioides is the source of this 980-nucleotide messenger RNA. RefSeq names its product 26S proteasome non-ATPase regulatory subunit 7 homolog A-like. Gene Ontology annotation, cellular component: proteasome complex. The transcript has 7 exons. NCBI's taxonomy places the organism in Eukaryota, Viridiplantae, Streptophyta, Magnoliopsida, Gentianales, Rubiaceae. The record is from RefSeq and is a predicted model, not a curated record. Bases 17 to 610 code for a protein of 197 amino acids. Gene Ontology annotation, biological process: proteasome-mediated ubiquitin-dependent protein catabolic process.
ACGCCGUCUACUUCUGAUGUGCUGUCCUUUACACUGCAGCUAUGUUCCAACACCUGUCCUAGUCAUAAUUGAUGUCCAGCCCAAGGAACUGGGAAUACCUACCAAAGCCUACUAUGCUGUUGAGGAGGUUAAAGAGAAUGCAACCCAGAAAAGUCAGAAGGUGUUUGUCCAUGUGCCUUCUGAAAUUGCUGCUCAUGAAGUUGAAGAAAUCGGAGUUGAACACUUGCUUAGGGAUGUUAAGGACACAACAAUUAGUACCCUUGCAACUGAGGUGUCAGGUAAACUCACUGCGUUAAAGGGAUUGGAUGCACGACUUCAAGAGAUUCGCAGCUAUCUUGACAAUGUUAUUGAUGAGAAAUUACCUUUAAACCAUGAGAUUCUCUAUCAUUUGCAGGAUGUGUUCAACCUACUUCCGAAUCUCAAUGUGGCUGAGUUAAUAAAAGCAUUUGCAGUAAAAACAAAUGAUAUGAUGCUGGUUAUAUACCUUUCUUCCCUUAUAAGAAGCGUAAUUGCUCUACAUAACUUGAUCAACAACAAGAUGCUUAACAAGGAGCACGAAAAGGCUGAAGACUCUAAGCCAGUUGCUGUACCAACAGCAGCUGGAAGCUAAGCACGGAAGUUUGUGUGUCGAUAGAUUGCUGGUGCAACUUCGAAGUCCUCUUUGGCGAUGGGAACUUGGGCAUAUAUUCCGAUGUUGCCCUUUCGAAUCGUUAGCAAAAAAGUGCUUUCAUUUUCGUGUCACCUCAUGACUAUCGUUUGGAAUGGUGUUUUACACCUUUUGUGCGGAAGUUGCCUAUCUUUGGUUACUCAGAUAACAGAUGAGGAUGUUCAACAGCUAGCGAAUCUCGCAUUGAUGUGUACUACUAUUAACCGAAAUACCGAUCAUACUUGGUCAUUUGUCUGCAGUUAUUCGAGACUUGGAGCAAACGACAUUGUCAAAGUUAUCAGAUCGCCCCUUGGUUUGUGUUGGUUUUUGCUGA